Molecule: messenger RNA, 1542 nt
Organism: Ricinus communis (castor bean)
Lineage: Eukaryota; Viridiplantae; Streptophyta; Magnoliopsida; Malpighiales; Euphorbiaceae
Product: gibberellin 20-oxidase-like protein
Exons: 2
Coding region: 193-1146 (317 amino acids)
Molecular function (GO): dioxygenase activity
Source: RefSeq, a predicted model, not a curated record
UACACCAACGACCAGGACUUGAUCAUUCCAUAUUCGAUUUUCUUUUUGUCAUUUUCCUGGGGCAAUGAAUUACUCUUUAAGUCAUCCUAUUUGAAUUGAGCCAUCUGUGUGUAUAUAUGUAUAUAAGCUGCAACAAUGCUCAAGUUCAUCUGACUGACAAUUUAUCCAAUUUCUGCUGUGUUAAAAGCAACAAUGCCAGGAUGCCAGACUUCUGUAGAGCUUCCCAUCCUAGACAUUUCGAAGCCAAUAAAUCAGUCUUCUCUGUCCUCUCUUGCUGAAGCCUGCAAAGAAUGGGGUUUCUUCAAUAUUACCAAUCAUGGAAUCUCUAAACAACUUUACAACAAAAUCUACUUGUUAUCACAGAACAUAUUUAGUCUCCCUUCCGAGAUAAAAUUUAAACUCGGUCCCUCAUCUUCUAUCAAAACUUAUACUCCUCAUUUCAUAGCUUCCCCUUACUUUGAAAGUCUUCGAGUUUCAGGACCAAACUUUCUUGCAUCUGCUCAGAGUUCUGCGGACGUCCUCUUUAACCAACAGAAUUCUGAAUUCAGCGAUGUGCUUCAGGAGUAUGGGAGCAAAAUGACAGAAUUAUCGAAAAGAAUAGUAGAGAUGUUAUUGUUGAGCUUGGGAGAUGGUCUUGACAAGAAAUUCUAUGAAACUGAAUUCAACAACUGCCAUGGCUAUUUGAGGAUUGUAAACUACACACCUCCAAAAAAUCUGGAAGAUGAAGUUGAAGGCCUAGGAAUGCAUACAGAUAUGAGCUGCAUAACGAUUGUAUACCAAGAUGAAAUUGGUGGGCUACAGGUAAAAUCUAGAGAAGGGAAAUGGAUGGACAUAAGUCCUUGUGAAGAAACGUUGGUGGUGAACAUAGGAGAUAUGUUGCAAGCUUGGAGCAACGAGAAAUUCAGAUCAUCAGAACAUCAAGUUGUUCUGAAGCAAUCAGCUAAUCGCCUGUCUCUUGCCUUUUUCUGGUGCUUUGAGGAUCAGAAGGUGAUCUCGGCACCAGACGAAGUUGUAGGAGAAGGAUGUGGAAGAAUUUACAAACCAUUUGUUUGUUCAGAUUAUUUGAAGUUCAGAGAGAGCAAUGAAAGAGGAAAGUUCGAAAAGGUUGGCUUCACUGUUAAGGAUUUUGCAGGGUUGAAUCUCUGAAUUACAUGACUGGGAAACUAAAUCAAAAAGUUUAGGUUCUUCUUCAUGUACUCAUUGGUCAUAUUAAUCAUUACUGAUCAUAAUUUCGUUUUUGUUAAUUAAGUUAUUAAAUCACUGGUUCUUAUGUUUGCUAGAGACCUCCAGCAAAGAUAUGUCAAAAGUGUGAGUAUAUAUAUUUGUUUAAAUGUUAUUUCUGUGGGAGUAAUGAAUGAGUUUGCAUCUUCCAGAGGUGAGUUAGUUGAGUUUGGGAGUUUGGGAGCUUUGACUUGUUAAGUACUUGAACACAUUAUAGAGAAAGGUUAUACAGUUGGAGUUUCAGUUGUACAGUUGGAGUUUUUUUAUUUUUUGAAUUGCUUUGUACAGUUGGAGUUCAACUUCCACUUUUAUAUGUUUGUA